This is a messenger RNA of Truncatella angustata, 1487 nucleotides long. Its product is annotated as WD40-repeat-containing domain protein. Gene Ontology annotation, cellular component: Arp2/3 protein complex; actin cytoskeleton. Gene Ontology annotation, molecular function: actin filament binding. Bases 266 to 1357 code for a protein of 363 amino acids. Lineage: Eukaryota; Fungi; Ascomycota; Sordariomycetes; Amphisphaeriales; Sporocadaceae. The transcript has 3 exons. The record is from RefSeq and is a predicted model, not a curated record. Gene Ontology annotation, biological process: Arp2/3 complex-mediated actin nucleation.
GGACAGACUAUCUAAUGUACAGAAGGUAUGAAGGCACCCCACCUGUCUAGUGACAGUACUAACCUAGCACCCCCCCCAAAAGCUGUUGACGUACAUGUCAAGAGACACUACAUUUCAAGUCAUCUACUACUACUGUUCGCUUGUCUUCCCAACCCACGACACCCACUCCCCGGUAGAACAAGUGAUAGUAGAGAGCUACUCCUAUCACUCCCAAAAUAAACCCCAGAUAUAAAUCCCAGAAAUAAACAAAAUAAGCAAGAAAGAAAUGGCUGCCCCCGAAGUUCAUCAUCUCUUCCACCAUCCCAUCGCCGACCACUCCUUCUCCGCCGACCGCAACAUUCUCGCCGUCGCAAAGGACUCGGCACUCGAGCUAUAUGAGAGGGCCGGCGGUGCCUUCAAGCUGAAGGACGAACUGAAGGGACAUGACAAGACUAUUACUGGUGUCGACAUUGCCCCCCACAGUGGACGCAUUGUCACCUGCUCACAGGAUCGAAAUGCUCUCGUUUGGGAACCCUCUCCCACCGGCUAUAAGCCCACCCUUGUCCUGCUCCGUAUUGCCCGAGCUGCCACUGCUGUGCGCUGGUCCCCCUCCGAAACAAAGUUCGCCGUCGGCUCUGGCGACAGGGUCAUUGCUGUCUGCUAUUUUGAAGAGGAGAACGACUGGUGGGUUUCCAAGCACCUGAAGAAGCCCAUCCGAAGCACCAUCACCAGCGUCUCUUGGCACCCCAACUCGGUCCUGCUGGCAGCUGGGUCAACCGAUGCUCAUGCGAGAGUCUUUUCCGCCUUCAUCAAGGGUGUCGACGCUCGCCCGGACCCAAGUGCUUGGGGUGAGCGUCUGCCUUUCAACACCGUGUGUGGCGAGUACCUCAACAACUCCGCUGGCUGGGUCCACUCCCUCGCUUUCUCACCCUCCGGCGACUCCCUCGCUUUUGCUGCCCAUGACAGCAGUAUCACUGUCGUUUACCCCUCGGCCCCUGACCAGCCGCCUCGCGCGGUCAUUAGUAUCAACACCCAGCUGCUGCCUUUCCAGAGCCUCAUCUGGAACGGCGAGGCCGAGAUCAUUGCUGCGGGCUACGACUGCGAGGCCUUCAGGUUCAGGGGAGAUGCCUCUGGCUGGCAGAUUGCUGGCACACUGGAAUCAAAGGGAAGACCUGGCUUGGGCGACGUCCGAGAAGAGUCUGCCUUGAACAUGUUCAAACAAAUGGAUCUCAAGGGCAAGGUCAAAGACGACACGCAGCUCAAGACGGUUCACCAAAACACAAUUUCCACAGUCCGUGUCUACGAGUCCAACGGCGACUCUGUGACCAAGUUCUCCACGAGUGGCGUGGACGGCAGAAUUGUCAUCUGGAACGUUUAGGCCGUAGAAUCAGCUGGUACCUCAAUUUGAGACGGACGUCAAAUUCAUUCGAUUUUCUAGACUUGUCUUUGUCUUCUACCCUUUGACCUCGUCGCCUCGCGCAUCACUGAUACCCUUCGGGGACUCCCGC